AUGGAACACUUAUUUGGACCAACACUUAUCGGGAAGCAUGGACCUGUCCCAGUUGCAUCUCUUGCGAACACUAAAUACGUCUUAAUUUAUUUUUCAGCACAUUGGUGUCCUCCUUGCAGAGCUUUUACUCCUAAACUUGCUUUGUUUUAUGAAUCAGUGAACUCAGCCCACAAGCAAGUGGAAAUCAUUUUCUCCAGCGCUGAUAGGUCUCCUGACCAGUUUCAAGAAUACUUUGAAUCGAUGCCUUGGCUAGCAAUUCCAUUUGCAGACGCGGCUCACAGAAAUGGUGUUGCCCAAAGGUUUGGUAUCUCAGGAAUCCCAGCUUUGCUGCUGAUUGAUAGAGAAGGAAAUGUAAAGAGAUCACAAUGCAGAGAAGACGUUAUGGCAAAAGGACCUUUGGCUCUGGCAGAUUGGGAUAGCGCUUUACGCUAA
Blepharisma stoltei is the source of this 432-nucleotide messenger RNA. NCBI's taxonomy places the organism in Eukaryota, Ciliophora, Heterotrichea, Heterotrichida, Blepharismidae. The record is from the annotation of a GenBank genome assembly.